AAAAGAGAUCGACUGGUGGGUUGUCGUAGGAAGUAGGGUAAGACAACUCUCGGCUGUUGGCUCUGUAGUGGGUCACGGGGCAGGUUUAUUUUUGGUCGCGGGGGGAAGAGGAGGAGAUCGAAGCUGCCUGCAGCGAUAAGAGCGUAGCGGCUGUCGACAACGACGGUUGUGGUGCAGAGGACAGGUGUACUUCUGUGCGAGCGUUGGUGGUGAGGCUGUUGUGGUUCUGACGUCGAACAUGAAGGUUGACGGUCUGGCAGCGCUAGUGACUGGAGGGGCGCAGGGACUAGGCAAGGCUUUCACCGAGAUCCUCCUGAAGAAUGGGGCCAAGGUGCUAUUCACAGACAUUGAUGAGAAGAUCGGCAAAUCCACUCUGGCUCAGUACCAGAAGCUGUACGGCCAAAACAACGUUCUCUUUAUUCAAGCGGAUGUUACCUCCCAGGAACAAAUGGAAGAAUCGUUCCAAUUAGCCAAGACAUCUUUCGGGAGGCUAGACAUCUUGUGCAACAACGCUGGCAUCGGAGGGGAAAGUGGAGACGCCUGGGAGAAGUCGAUAGACAUCAACCUGAAAGGGUCAAUCCGGUGCUGCCGUCUGGCGAUGGAGUACAUGAGGAGAGACAAGGGAGGACAAGGCGGCGUUAUCGUUAACAUCGCUUCAAUGGGAGGACUGAAGCCGCAGCCUUAUGGUCCUGUAUACAGCGCAGGCAAAGCGGGUCUCAUCAUGUACACGCGGUCUGUAGCAGCAAAUCCCGAGUUCCUAGCUUGUGGGGUUCGUAUUAGCACACUCUGCCCCGCGUUUGCCGACACACAGCUGGUGGCCAAUGUCUCCAAAGGCACAUGCCUUAACACAGAAAAGGCAUUGGAGCAGAUUAAAGCCGUUGGAGUUAUGACAGUGGAAUAUGUUGCUGAGGGAUUCUACGAGCUGGUUACAGAUGAUUCCAAGAACGGAGCAGUUCUCACCAUGAGCAAGCAUACAGGCAAAAAAUAUUUGGAAUUUUAAGCCGCCACGAAGAAAGUUCAAUUCCUUGUCAUCCUCCGGACAUUGGUGACAGACGACCCAAGGAAAUCACUAAAGACCACAUUCUUCUGGUGUGUUUUUCUUGAUGACGGCUUUUGAAAUUCUUCUACAAAGGAUCUUUCGACCAAAUAUGUAUGAAGAAAUUUGUAAAAUAAAUGUGAUAGCUUCCUAUUAUUUAAUUUGCUGUCGAACACUAAAUUAAAUGAUUUCCGGAUUCAUUCUGGACUGGGAGAUGCUGAAGACGUGGAAGAGGAAGCCAGGUCUUAACUAAUCAUUUUGUUGAGUUAUUUAGGCUUCUUUAUAUGUUUUAAAUGAAAAUUUCCUCAUGUAAAAUAGUAGAACAGGUAUCUAUGGAUAUGUUGACUAAAGCAAUAUUAGAUAACAAUGUGUGUACGUCUGUAAACAUGCAUUUUGCGAGCGAGUAUAUUUGUGCGUCUGUGUUUGUGCGUGUGUCCGCGCAUAUGGAGCUGGUAUAUACAGGUUUGCGUCUGAGGCACCAUCACAUGGAUUUUAAGGCUUACAUUUUAAUCUGAUUAAUAAAGCCAAUCAUCAACAAUUUUCUAAAAA
Molecule: messenger RNA, 1585 nt
Organism: Pomacea canaliculata
Lineage: Eukaryota; Metazoa; Mollusca; Gastropoda; Architaenioglossa; Ampullariidae
Product: 15-hydroxyprostaglandin dehydrogenase [NAD(+)]-like
Exons: 7
Coding region: 239-1000 (253 amino acids)
Cellular component (GO): cytoplasm
Molecular function (GO): oxidoreductase activity, acting on the CH-OH group of donors, NAD or NADP as acceptor
Source: RefSeq, a predicted model, not a curated record